AUGUUCCUAUUCCCUUUUCUCCCUAAAUCUAUAAUUAAACAUUGGAUUAAACACUUCUCUGGAUUUCCUCUUCAGGGAACCGGGCUUAUAGCUCAUUGUAUUAUUGCUCAGCAGCCUCUUCUUGGCAAAAAUCGCUCUUGUUCUACACCUCCAUGUUCUAUUGCUGGAAAACACCAACCUGCCAUUCGAUUCGAUCAAAUGGCUUUCUACGGCCUCUCUGAAUACUAUUACAUAGUGCGCGACCUACUUGGUGAACUAUCAGUUCCUUAUCUCCGCUUAACAUUACACAAUAGAGCACAGGUUUGUCGUACCUUCUUUCUAAAAAACCUUGUGCCAUGA
Molecule: messenger RNA, 339 nt
Organism: Protopolystoma xenopodis
Lineage: Eukaryota; Metazoa; Platyhelminthes; Monogenea; Polystomatidea; Polystomatidae
Source: the annotation of a GenBank genome assembly